AUGACAGAUGCAGGUGAUGGCGCGCAGACGAUAAGGCGCCUGCCGACCAGAACCCAUUCCAACUUCGCAGCCCGCACAGCACGGGACGACAACGAACGCCUGCACCGACGUUCUUUUGCACAGCACUCACCCCCUGCUGACGAGGACACUCCGCUUCUCCAUGGAGAUGCUCAGCAGCCACCGCCAGAUGGCCUUUCCUACCAUGGAGCCAUCGCUGAUACGCAAGAGACGGUCUCCCAGCAAGAAUCAUUCAAAUCUUGGUUCAGGAGAUUGAGUCGUUCGCUGCCCACGCUCGGUGGCACAUCAUCGAGUCAACAUGACAAGCAGCACUCGGCCAGUGAAGCUUCAAAACCACGGCCAGGAGCUUUUCCAAGGCCAGUCGGUGGUCAUGGCAAGCUGGGUACCUUUGCAGGUGUCUUUGUGCCUGUGACCCUCAACGUCUUGAGCAUUCUCAUGUUCUUGCGCUUCGGCUUCAUCCUGGGACAAGCCGGGCUGAUAGGCAUGAUGGGUAUGUUGAUGGCUUGCUACGCCAUCAACCUUCUGACAACCAUGUCUAUCUCUGCAAUUGCAACGAAUGGUACAGUCCGUGGCGGUGGAGCAUAUUACCUAAUUUCGCGAUCCCUGGGUCCAGAAUUCGGUGGAGCCAUUGGUAUAGUCUUCUAUCUCGGAACGGUGUUCAGUACUAGUCUGAACGCUGUCGGAUUGGUCGAUUGCCUCAUGGUCAACUUUGGUGAACGCGAGGGUGCAAUGGGCCAAUGGGUACCACAGAGCUACUGGUUCCAAUUCCUCUGGGCUACCAUCGUCCUUGCUAUCUGCACGCUCGUCUGCCUGGCAGGGAGUGGCCUCUUUGCGCGUGCCAGUAAUGGCUUACUUAUCGCCUUGCUCGUUGCCAUUGCCAUCUGGACACCUUCCGUAACAAUUUACUUCCUCACUUUACCAAAGGCGCUGCUGGCAGCGCUGUCAAGGGACAUGAGAGCUUUCAAGAUCUCUUUGGCAUUCUGUUUCCUGCAACGGGAGGAAUUCUUGCGCGAUUUGAAGCACCCUAGCAAAGCCAUCCCCAAGGGAACUUUGUACGGGCUAGGACUGACUUUCUUGCUUUAUACCAUGGUUAUAUUUGCCCUCGCAGCAUCCAUAAGUCGCGAAACCUUCUACAAGAACACAAAUGUGAUCCAGCUUACAAACAUAUCUGGCAUCAUCAUUCUGCUCGGAGAACUCGCAACGUCACUCUUCUCGGUGCUCAUGGGCGUAAUCGGAUCUGCGAAGCUAUUACAAGCACUCGCUCGUGAUCAUCUCAUUCCUGGACUGUCCAUAUUUGGACAGGGGACGAAGAAGGCGGAUGAACCUAUAUUCGCUGUGUGUAUCACGUACAUGAUUGCGCAGGUUACCAUGUUUGCCGACAUUAAUCAGAUCGCCUCGUUUAUUACGAUGACUUACCUAAUGACCUUCCUCGUCACCAACCUCGCUUGCUUCCUGUUGAAGCUUGGGUCGGCACCGAACUUUCGGCCUUCGUUCCAUUUCUUCAGCGUACAGACGGCUGCUCUUGGAACAGUAGUUUGUGGUGCAACCAUGUUCUUUGUUGAUGGUGUUUAUGCUUCUGGCUGUGUGGUCUUGCUGAUGGCAGUGUUUAUGCUAAUUCACUACACAAGUCCGCCCAAACCAUGGGGCGAUGUCAGCCAAGGCCUCAUAUACCACCAAGUUCGCAAGUACCUACUACGGCUACGCCAAGAGCAUGUCAAGUUCUGGAGGCCGCAGAUCCUGCUUCUUGUCAACGAUCCGAGACGGCAAUACAAGCUGAUUCAGUUCUGUAAUUCUUUAAAGAAGGGCGGUCUCUUUGUCCUUGGGCACGUUAUCGUAACGAACAACUUCGCCGAGGCUGUACCAGAGGCUAGAAGACAACAACAAUCUUGGACCAAAUACAUUGACUUCUCCCGGAUCAAAGCUUUUGUCAACAUUGCGAUUUCCCCUGCGGUAGAGUGGGGUGCUCGCAAUCUUGUCUUAGGCGCUGGACUCGGUGGCAUGCGACCAAAUAUUGUUGUCAUGGGAUUUUACAACCUGCCUGAACUAAGGCAAAAUCAGCCAUAUAAUCAUAUUCCUUCUCCUCAGCCAUCGAGACCGUCCAGCAAGGCCACCAACCAUUCAACAUCUCGCAAAGCGAUCCAAGCAGCAGCCAGGCAGAGACAGAAAGGUCAUAGCCAAGGCACGCUACCUACCGAUGCAAUGAAACCAGAGGACGCUAUCGGAAUCAAGAGCUAUGUCACAGUCGUCGAAGAUUUAGUUCUACGGCUGCAAGCGAACGUUGCUGUGGCGAAGGGCUUCCAUGAGCUUGAAGUUCCCACAGCGAGGCCCAACAUGUCAUCAGAGAUUGGCACCGCCGGAGAUGAGCCGAGUCGGAAGAAUGUAUUGACAACUAACUUUGAUACAUACACUUUGAUCCUACAGCUUGGGUGCAUACUGCAUACUGUGCCAUCUUGGAAGCGCAUGUAUAAGCUGAGAGUCUGCGUAUUUGUAGAGUACGAGACGGAUGUUGAUGAGGAACGCGAACGUGUGAUAUCCUUACUGAAGAACCUACGAAUCGAGGCUACGGUUCUCGUAUUCUGGCUCGCCAAUGGCGAUUUGAAGAUGUACGAGGUCAUUGUCAAUGGCAGGGAUGAUGGCGACCUGGACCAAGCAGCCCGAGACAUUGACUACUCCCUCGAAGACGAACGUUGGUGGCAAGACAUCAAACGUCUUCGGCAACCAACAACUCUGAGCUCAAGUCAAGAAUUCGCACAGGCUACAGACAUUCUUGAAGCCAUCACGCAGUGGCCAACUGCCACCUUUCAGCACGGGAGACGAGAAUCGAGGCCGAAGCGCUUCUCUGCACUACAGAAGAUGCUUCGAAGGGCGAAAGGUCGAGCUUCAGUGGGUGAUCUCAGUGAGGCUGGUGCAACACUCGGACUUCGCAGUCAAAGGCUGUCAGCAGACCUCAUGCUUGGGAGCGACAGCGAUUCCCACGUGUCCUCGGAAUCUGAAGAAGAUGAUGCUGAUGAUGAAGCUGUAGCUUCGGAAAGUGAGGCGGCAAUCAGCGGCAGUAACUUUGACGAGUACGACCUAGAUGCAUCUUCAGACGAGAGUGAUGGACCUAGACGCAAGCGGCCUGGGUCACUCAUGAAGAGAGCGCAAACAACCAUAGCUGGAUCUGGAUCGCCGUUCUUCUCUCGGAAACUGGAUCUCAGAAAAGCUAUGUGGAAAAGCGCACAAGGCUCGCCGAAAAGCGGUUCGAUAGACCCAGAAAGACCAACGGUCGAGUCCGUGACACCCCUCAGGCCACAUCCAGGUGUGAUGGCGUCUGAUACAGUUGUUUCAAAGUCUGGAAGGAGAACAAAGAAGACACGCAGCGUAGCCAGUUCAACAUCGCAGCUGUCUUCAUCGUCGCAUGGCAGGCUUAUCCAGCCACCUCCAAAGAGCGAGAACGCUUCGCCAAAAUUCACCUCCAAUCCGACUCCACGAACAGCAGUUGCAGCACAAGAGGCUCCCGGCCCCUCCAUCAUGUUUGUAGACACCCCUUCCCCAGCAACAAAGAAGAAAGACCCAAUCGCCGACGCCCCGAUGGGUCCAGCGCAGCUCGCAGCCAGCGCUUCACAGCCUGCAACGUCUACGCCAAAUAGCCCCUUGUCCUCCGCGACACCUCUCCCUACCUACACCAGCUCACCCGCAUCUGGCUUCCCUGCGCAACAAGCCAUCCCGCUGUCCUUCAAUGACUUACCGUGCCGUGCCCAACAUUUGAUUCUGAAUGAGCUGAUUCGACAGCAUUCAGAGGACACAGCGGUAGUGUUCACCACGCUACCUAGUCCAGUAGAGGGUACCUGCGACAGCGAGAGCGAGAGUGUAAAGUAUAUCAGUGAUUUGGAGGUGCUGUGCCAGGGUCUGCCGCCAGUCUUGUUAGUGCACUCGAAUAGCAUGACGGUCACUAUGAAUUUGUGA
Messenger RNA from Parastagonospora nodorum SN15, 3963 nucleotides. RefSeq lists its product as hypothetical. The coding region runs from base 1 to 3963 and encodes 1320 amino acids. Gene Ontology annotation, biological process: potassium ion import across plasma membrane; cell volume homeostasis; chloride ion homeostasis. The record is from RefSeq and is a predicted model, not a curated record. Lineage: Eukaryota; Fungi; Ascomycota; Dothideomycetes; Pleosporales; Phaeosphaeriaceae. The transcript is spliced from 6 exons. Gene Ontology annotation, molecular function: potassium:chloride symporter activity. Gene Ontology annotation, cellular component: membrane.